This is a messenger RNA of Bactrocera latifrons, 2340 nucleotides long. RefSeq lists its product as uncharacterized. The record is from RefSeq and is a predicted model, not a curated record. The coding region runs from base 1 to 1842 and encodes 613 amino acids. Lineage: Eukaryota; Metazoa; Arthropoda; Insecta; Diptera; Tephritidae. The transcript is spliced from 4 exons.
AUGGAACAAAAUUCUGUGGAUCCAUUUGCCUCAGAAAACAGCGGAACUGCCCGAUUUGUGGAUAAGCUAGUUGAUAAUGGUUUAGCGGGUAGCGGUGGUGCGUGCAGCAGUAAUAGUGCAACUAUAAACGCCACGCAUGAAUUUCAAACUAUGAAACCGGGCUUGGGUCAAAAGCCUGGCCAAACUUUAGGAAGAACCGAAAUACCGCAUAGUGAACUUGUAAAGAUGCUAUAUUUUUUGGAGGGUGAACUUCAAGCUCGCGACGUCGUAAUUGCUGCAUUAAGGAAUGAACGAGUCAAACAAUAUAUAACGCAACUGCGUACCAAACGUGUGCAAUCAAAUGAUCCAUAUGCGGCAAUUUUCCGUGAUAAAAUAGCACUAGCCGGCAAUAUGAUAUCGCGAGAAUCAUCAACACAAGCGGCUCAAGCAGAAAUGGAAGUGCGACAAAUAAUUGAACAGCAAAUGGAGCAACAAUAUCAAAUGGUUAGCAAACAACGUGCCACGCAUUUGCGUAUGGUCAACAUACUUACAGAGUCUUUGGAAAACAAUCAACGUAUGUUGCAGGAAUUAGAAGAAGAAAAGCGAAAGCAUGAACAUGACACAGCUCAGGGUGAUGACAUUACCUAUGGUUUAGAACUAGAGAGGACUAAGUUACGACAAGAGUUGGAAGAGGAACGAGCGCAAUUGAAAAAAAUGGAAAAAGAAAUGAAAAAGCUGCAAGAAACUUUGGAUUACGAACGAAAUCGUCAAAAGCAAAUAGUUCUCUUGCUUAUAGCUGAACGUAAAAAGAUUCUUAUGAAGUACAUUGAAGAGGGUAAACGGUCAGAGGACUUGGCGCAGAUACUAGCAGAGGAGAAGCAACGUUCCGAUACUAUUGCGGAAGGUCUAGAAGAAGAGAGUAAAAAGUCAUUACGUAUGGAAGAGGAAAUGGAGAAGCAAUCUGCUGCGUUUGAAAAUGAACGCAAAACAUUCAAAUUGACCGCUGCCAAGGAAGAGACGCGAAUUAAAGAACUCGAACAAGAGGUAGCGUUGCUGCGUGCUGAGAAUGAGGCUUUAAAGAAACAGCAACAGAUAUUGCAACAAAGUGUGGCGGCUGGUGUGAGCGGAACACUUGUUGGCGGUGCCAAAGCUAGAACUCUUAGUGAUGAUGCAUGUGCCACACCAAUGGUAAAUAUUGCGAAAAUCGUGCAACCAACAGCGACUGUAACGAGUGUACCCGUUUCUGGUCCAACAACCGGCAUUGCACGUGCGCCCGGUCAGACAUUGCGCAGCGGUGUAGGCAAUGCACUGCCCGCUAUAGCAGUAGCACAAUCAGUUGCAACUGCCAUACCGCUACAAACAGUUGCAUUAGCCAAUGCAGGCAAUAUAAUCGGUGAUAGCACAACAACUGUAGCUGCUGCAAUAUCAGCAGCAAUUACCUCAACAGCAAGUAAUUUAACAGCCGGUAGUGUAGUUGGUGCUGUUGGUUCGAUUGUAGCGGGUGCACCACCAUCCCCAUCGCCUGUGAAAAUGCAGCCAACAGCAACUAUACAGCGUGCACCAGGCGGUAAAUAUGCAGCUUUAGCUGCAGCUGCUGCCGCAUCGCACUCGCUGGAUCAGACGGCGACGGCGCCACAUCCAGUGCCAAUUGCUGUACCACCCGUUACAGUACCACCGGCUGGCGCACGUGGUGCACCACCACCUAUACCCCCCAAUAAACCCAUUGUACCGCCAAAGCGUGAACCAUCGCUAUCGCGUUUAAGUUCAAUUGCUGUGGCUAGUGCAGUCUCCGGCACGGUUGGUGUAAAUUCAGCUAAUUCAGUUGGCAUUUCAAACGCUACAUCCAAUACAAAAUUAAAUUAAAAACGCUUUAACCGCCAACACCGUACGAGUAUACUGUUUCCAAAUAAACAAAUUAGUAGGAACAUGAAAAAAUCCAAGAUUCACAUAUAAAAUUGAUAUUCAGUUACAAAAAACACUGAUACAACAAUUAAACUGUUAACUGCUGUGCGUAUAUGCGUAAGUUGGCAUAAAUAUUCACUAUCUUGGUUCGUUGAAAAUUAGACUAAAAAAUUAAUAUUAAAUAAUUCACAUUUACCUCGGUUCUUAUAUGAGCAUAACCAGUACACAUAAAACGAUAUUGUUGGUAUAAAUGUUCUCAAUUUUACUAUUAUGCAGGCUUAGCUGCUUACCCCCCGCAGCUUGUGAAAUUCAUGUAAUGUUAUAUAUAUUUUAUUUUAAGUUUCUUGUACAAGACGUGUAAUCGUAACAUAUAAAGCUGGCUUUGCAUUUGUUUUCUAUUACUGUUCGGGCAGUAGUGUGUCUCGCCAAUGGCAAAUAUUGUGAAACUCGUGCAAGCAA